AUGGCAGGCUACUUGCCUUCAUUGCAAAGCAUUGCGAUAGCAGCGGCAACUUCCCUACCCUUGCCAGAAACAUCGCACCAUGACGGAUCUCUGGCAAGAUCUUAUGCCUCGUGUGUCGUCCGAGUGCACACGAAACACGGCAUCAAGACUUUGUCCUUCAACAUUCUGGCCGAGCUAUUCGGAUUCACCGCCAAAAAAGCUGCUGACAAAAUUGGAAUUAGCAGCCGAACGCUUAUUCGCGUGUGCCGCUCGUUGGGGAUCCGACGCUGGCCGUACCUAGGCUUCCGAAGCGAGAAGAACGUCAAUCGGAUCCGUCAGGAGGCCAUAGGAAACCUACGACGCAAGCUCGAACAAGACCGUGAGUCAUUGACCACGACAGAGCUUCACCCCGACGCUCCCAGUCUUAUUCGCAACGCCAGCGCUAAACGUCUGCUACGAGUGAAGAUACCUCAGCGAGACCUUCAGCCACUAGAGGAAGCAGCACCAUCCAAGAUGCGCGUUGUGCGCACAAGUUCCUGGUGCUGUUCUCCAACACUCUCGGCUACCACCACAAACGUUUCUGAUGAUGGUGAUGAACGCAUGUCUGGGUCCAAUGGUAGCGAUUUUACGACCAAAGUAUGGACGCCUCCGCAAGCUACAUCAAGCUCCUUCGAUCCUAUCACGUCUACAGCACCGUCGUUGACAAUACCAGCGACACUACACGGCUUCAUUCUCGACCCGCAGCGUCCCAGUAUUGGCAAAAAGCCAGGCAUCCCCGUCUCAACUGUGAGUCCGUGUUCAAGGAAUACGCAAUGGAUAGCGCCAAGUAUUUGCACGCAAGCUGACACUGUUUCCAGGCAGGCGCCGUCACCUAUGCCACCCUUGAACUUGCUCGUUGACGCGUCUAUCCUCGGUGGCUAUAAGGGUCAGAUGUUAAUGCGGCCCAUGAACCAGGGUAGCACCCUUUGGCAGCAGCAGCUCCACCCUCGUACAAUGUCAAUGCAGGACAUCCUGACGUACUCCUAA
This is a messenger RNA of Peronospora matthiolae, 1005 nucleotides long. The record is from the annotation of a GenBank genome assembly. Lineage: Eukaryota; Oomycota; Peronosporomycetes; Peronosporales; Peronosporaceae.